AUGCUCAUAGAACACAUAAAACCAUCGUUUCUUACAGUCACACAAACUAUUUGGGACCAAAUCUAUCAAAGAAAAUUACCACCGAGUUUGGCACCAGUGGUAACUAAUAUAGCUCUUGAAUAUUCUUCUAUGUUAAAUUCGUUUACACCAUUAAAUGUUAUUCAAGAUACGUGGUGCAAUAACUUUUCCAAGAUUGCAGGGUUGACUGAUCAGGAAGAUAAAGACAAAUUUUGUCAAGCUCAAAUUAUUUUUCGAAAUUUGGCGAACAGUGAAAGUCUUGUUUCAAAAAAUCAGCGGUCUAACAGUUCUAGCAACAAAGAAAACCUUCGAGGCGAAAAGCCAGAUUUUAAAAUUGUGGCCAAUACAAAAGAAGAGAUCCUUUUUGGUGAAGUCAAGACAAAAGACUCAUCAUCUUUAUUGGUUAAUAAAGAUUUUGUCAAACUCUCCAAUUUUCAAUCAAGUGCCUUAGAUGAGUUGAUCAAAAAAUAUGGAAACAGGAGUGGCUUGACUUCUUUUGGUAUUUGGAUUUGUGGUGAGUGGUUAAAUUUGGCAUAUCUUUUUAAUGCAUUUAUUAAUAUGCUUUGGAUUGCAUUUAUAGGUGCACGUAUCUGCAUAUAUGAAAUGGAUAUAAACCAUGACGGAAUAUAUAGAAUGUUCUUGAUGGCAAAUGUAGUGACACCAACAGAACAAGCACAAUUCUUAUGUUUAAUACCAGUGUUAGAAGCAUUGUAUAAUGUUAAAGAUCAUAUUAACAAGGUAUUGAAAGUAAUCGCAUCUGAUACAUCAUCUGAUACAUCAUCUAGCUCAUCACGUUCUACUUAUACCAGAAUUCCCAUCCCUUCACCAAAAUUAAUCAAGAUUGCUAUUAUUGGCUCAAAGUCAAAUUAA
This is a messenger RNA of Entrophospora sp. SA101, 888 nucleotides long. NCBI's taxonomy places the organism in Eukaryota, Fungi, Glomeromycota, Glomeromycetes, Entrophosporales, Entrophosporaceae. The record is from the annotation of a GenBank genome assembly.